UCAACCCUUGACAAAGCAUUCAAGGUGAAGAUGAACGAAUGGUUUUACUUCACGGUCCACCUCGGGCACAGUUUGUUACAUUGUUUUGAAAAGACUCAAGGCGAUGGCUGGAAAGUCUGCAUCGAGGAGGUGUUCAAGGUCAAAUCUUAUGCGCCACAUAUUGACCAUCUUGUAUUUUCCGUUCGUUGCUCGCCUGCAUAAUAAACACAAAAAAUCAAUAAUGAACAGCAUGGUGUGUCGUCAUGACGACAGGGCAAACAAAUUUGUUUUCAUUCUGUUACUUUUGAGAAUGGCCGUUCUAAUCGGAAGCAAUAAAAACAAAUUGAAAAAAGAUGGCAAUGAACUAUGGGAAGACAGGGAAGUCCGUUUUGACGUCCCCAUCACGCAAAGCAAGAUGCGUUCCGGAGAGAAAAUCAUAGACAAACUCGACUUUGUUGAAGACACAAAAGGCAAUAACGGUGAUAAAGGAAGGCUAAUUGUCACCAACUUGAGAAUAAUGUGGCAUUCUUUGUCUAUUCUACGUAUAAGCCUAUCGAUUGGAUUGAAUUGUAUAGUAUCAGCUUCGACCAAAGUUGUCAAUUCAAAAUUAAGAGGGACAACAGAAGCCCUCCACCUUCUUACGAAAUUUAACAACUCUAGAUUUGAAUUUAUAUUUACCAACCUUGUCUCUGGAAACACGAGGCACUUCACAUCAGUUAUGGGAGUCCAUAAAGCGUAUUUGUCUGCAAGGCCAUAUCGUGAGUUAAAGUUGCGAGGUGCUGUUGUAAGGAAUAAGCAGCUCUCCAUCUUGCCGCUCGAGCAAAUAUACAAUGUAAUCGACGGCGUAUGGAACCUUUCAAGCGACCAGGGCAACCUUGGGUCAUUUUACAUCACAAAUAUUCGCCUUGUCUGGUUUGCGGAAAUGAACGAAAACUUCAAUAUUUCACUGCCUUAUAUACAGAUAGCAUCUAUUAAAAUCAGGGAUUCAAGAUUCGGGCCUGCACUUGUUGUGGAAAGCCGCCCUGGAAGUGGAGCAUAUGUUUUAGGAUUCAGGAUAGAUCCACAAAGCAAGCUGCAUGAAAUAAGCAACGAACUUAUCUCCAUGUACAAAAUUCACUCGGCGAACCCCGAGUUUGGUGUACAGUAUUCAAUCAGCGAGCAGGCCGUCCUGUCAGAGAGUGAGCCCAUCAAAGCUGAAGAAGUGGAGGAAGUCGAAACGGAAGAUCACGCCGGCAUCCUGAGUGCUUACUAUGCCGAGGGGCAGGAGGGUGAGGACGGCCCGCCGGUUUAUUCACCAGAGCUCGGCCUUGCUAUCGAGACUAUCAGGGAGGGCCAUACGCUCGCCUCGCUCUGGCAAGUUGUGCCUCCUCCGAUAAAUACAAAAUCAUAAAUUGUUUAUAUUCAAAUACAGUAGGCUUUUUUUUUUAAGGCAAAUUUAAUUUGUAUUAAAGCCAAAAACUUAUGAUUAUUUCCCAACACCUAUUGUGGAAUGUUCAAAGUGAAGUGAUAAAGCUCUAUGAAGUAAAAGAAUAAAACACCAGAAUAUAAUAAAGUUUAAUAAC
Molecule: messenger RNA, 1541 nt
Organism: Cimex lectularius (bed bug)
Lineage: Eukaryota; Metazoa; Arthropoda; Insecta; Hemiptera; Cimicidae
Gene: BBS5
Product: Bardet-Biedl syndrome 5 protein homolog
Exons: 8
Coding region: 104-1369 (421 amino acids)
Biological process (GO): cilium assembly; intracellular transport
Cellular component (GO): ciliary basal body; BBSome
Molecular function (GO): phosphatidylinositol-3-phosphate binding
Source: RefSeq, a predicted model, not a curated record